AUGAGCGUGAAAUCAAAGGAGAAUCUGCCAUGGGUUGAGAAAUACAGACCUGCUAGUCUGGACCAGGUGCACGGCCAGACCGAGGUGGUGACGACCAUUAGGAAGUUCAUGCAAGAAGGAAGAAUUCCUCAUCUUCUGUUUUAUGGACCACCAGGAACGGGUAAGACUUCGACAAUUGUGGCGUUGGCACGUGAGAUCUAUGGCAACAGCUACAGAAACAUGGUGUUAGAGCUGAAUGCCUCUGACGAUAGAGGUAUCGAUGUGGUCAGGGACCAGAUCAAAAACUUUGCGAGCACGAUGCAAAUCUUCAACAGAGGAUUCAAGCUCAUUAUUCUGGAUGAGGCUGAUGCCAUGACAAAUGUUGCACAGAACGCUUUGAGGAGAGUCAUUGAGAAGUACACCAAGAACACCAGGUUCUGUAUCCUUGCUAAUUAUGCCCAUAAGCUCAAUCCUGCCUUGUUGUCUAGAUGCACGAGAUUCAGGUUUUCGCCAUUGGAAGAGAAAGCUAUCAAGGAGUGCGUGGACAAUGUGGUGGAAAAGGAACAGUUGAAAAUAUCCGAGGAAGCUGUUGCUGCCCUGUUGAAGCUCUCUGAAGGUGAUAUGAGAAGAGCGCUCAAUGUUCUGCAGGCGUGUGCUGCAGCCGUCGAUAAAGGAGACGAAAUAUCUAUUGAUAUGGUUUAUGACUGUGUUGGUGCUCCCAGACCGGCAGUGAUACAGAGAGUGCUGGAGUCCAUAAUGCAGGAUGAUUGGAGGACUGCCUUUGAUACCUUGAAAAAGGCCAAGCAAAACGAGGGAUUGGCUCUGGUAGAUCUUUUGCAUGGCUUUGUGGAGAUUCUAGCCAAAUAUGAACUAAAGCCCAAGACCAGAAUUGAGAUUCUGGACAAGUUUGGAGAAAUAGAGUAUGCCAUCUCUCGUGGAGGCAAUGACAAGAUCCAGAGCACGGCGUGCAUCGGAGUGAUCAAAAGCGCGUUGGAAAAUGAGGAUGCAGUUGAAGUGUAA
Kuraishia capsulata CBS 1993 is the source of this 999-nucleotide messenger RNA. RefSeq lists its product as uncharacterized. Gene Ontology annotation, biological process: DNA repair; DNA-templated DNA replication. The record is from RefSeq and is a predicted model, not a curated record. Gene Ontology annotation, molecular function: ATP hydrolysis activity; DNA clamp loader activity; ATP binding. The transcript is spliced from 2 exons. The coding region runs from base 1 to 999 and encodes 332 amino acids. NCBI's taxonomy places the organism in Eukaryota, Fungi, Ascomycota, Pichiomycetes, Pichiales, Pichiaceae. Gene Ontology annotation, cellular component: Ctf18 RFC-like complex; Elg1 RFC-like complex; Rad17 RFC-like complex.